This is a messenger RNA of Ochotona princeps (American pika), 453 nucleotides long. RefSeq names its product huntingtin-interacting protein M. Gene Ontology annotation, molecular function: protein heterodimerization activity. The transcript has a single exon. Lineage: Eukaryota; Metazoa; Chordata; Mammalia; Lagomorpha; Ochotonidae. The record is from RefSeq and is a predicted model, not a curated record. The coding region runs from base 73 to 426 and encodes 117 amino acids.
ACUGGUGUCUUCAGACACUCAGGCAACCUGUUGAAAUACUCAGACUGAUGAGAGACUAAUCUAGAAAACACCAUGUCUGAGAGAAAUAACCAAGAGAGCUGCAGUAGAUUUCACAACCAGACUGAGUGCCCUUCUAGAGGUGAGCUGCAGGUCCCAGUGAACUAUGUGGACCGCAUUCUGGGCCUGGAGCAAGAUGAUGAAAACACAAAUUACUCCACAACGGAGUUUCUCUUUGCUAUGCUUGACUGCCUAACAGAUUACAUCCUGGAGCUGGUAGGCUCUGAGUUCAACAACAGUAACACGAUGGACAAUACUUUACAAGGCCAGAGUGGAAAAAGCAACAGCAACCGUAGAGCCUCCAGAAACCUGGAGAAUGUGCCUUUCGCUCCAUUUGAUGAAAUACCCGGAUCCAGGAAGAGUGGCUGAAGACUGGAUCCCAGAGCCAGGGAGUAA